Molecule: messenger RNA, 492 nt
Organism: Drosophila busckii
Lineage: Eukaryota; Metazoa; Arthropoda; Insecta; Diptera; Drosophilidae
Product: cytochrome b-c1 complex subunit 6, mitochondrial-like
Exons: 1
Coding region: 126-389 (87 amino acids)
Biological process (GO): mitochondrial electron transport, ubiquinol to cytochrome c
Source: RefSeq, a predicted model, not a curated record
UUUCGAGUCGGCUUGCAAUCAAACAUCAAAGUGUAUAAAACUUUAAAAACUUUAGCACUUUUUCAUACGUACAUAACAUUCAGGAAGAAACUUGUGAAUUUUCUCUGUGAUUUGUAUUCAUUAAAAUGCCUUUCUGGACGUCCUUUGGCUUUCCUGUAGUUAGGGCCGAUGAUGACGAAGAUGCUGAACUUGUUGAUCCCCAGCAGGCUUUGAGGGAGAAAUGCCAAACAAAGAACCACAUCGAAGCCUUGUAUAAGAAAUACGAAGAAUGUAACGAUCGUGUUAAUGGUCGCUCAAAGACAACUGAAACUUGCAUGGAGGAGCUAUUCGACUAUGUUUCCGAAUUGGAUCACUGCGUGGCCCACAGCCUCUUCUCCAAGCUCAAGUAGUUUAGAAAAUGAUGCAGCGUUAUAUUCGUAACACAUGAAUAAAUGCCACAAUCGUUUGAAUAAAAAUGAUUAAAAAAGAUUAGAAAUUAAAGCCUUACCAUGU